This is a messenger RNA of Culex pipiens pallens (northern house mosquito), 708 nucleotides long. RefSeq names its product aprataxin-like protein. Gene Ontology annotation, molecular function: double-stranded RNA binding; single-stranded DNA binding; single-strand break-containing DNA binding. Lineage: Eukaryota; Metazoa; Arthropoda; Insecta; Diptera; Culicidae. Gene Ontology annotation, cellular component: nucleus. The transcript is spliced from 3 exons. Gene Ontology annotation, biological process: double-strand break repair; single strand break repair. The record is from RefSeq and is a predicted model, not a curated record. Bases 92 to 685 code for a protein of 197 amino acids.
GCAAGCCUUUGCGACCACCCAACAUAACCUCUCCGUCCAAAAAAAAAAGAAAGUACCUAGCUUUUCCAGUAUUAUCAAUUUCUGCAGAAAAAUGUUCGGGAACUUCAGAAAUAGCGACUGGAGGAACGGACUGCUCAGGGACAUGAAAGAUCCCACAAAGCAGCUGCUGCGCACUGAUUUAGCGGUGGUCAUAGCCGACAAGUUUCCCCGCUCCAAGCACCACUAUUUGGUACUUCCGGUCGAGGAUAUCGACACCAUUUACGAGUUGAAGCCCCAACACGCCUCACUGCUGGAGGACAUGAAGGCAUUGGGCGUGCAAAAGGUUGAGCAGCUCAAGGAUGGCUUCACGCUGGCCGACUUCCGGUUCGGGUUCCACAUGGGAGCGAAGCUGCACCGGCUGCAUCUGCACGUCAUUUCGCAGGACUUUGUGUCGGACCGGUUGCGCAAGUACGAGCAGUGGAACGGGUACAAUACGGCGUAUUUUAUGCCGUUUGAGGACAUUUUGAACGAACUCAAGGAAAAAGGAAAGAUCGCGAGAAGACCAAAGGCUUUGAUUGACCGCUUGUUGCAAACUCCGCUUGUCUGCAAUCAAUGUCCGGAUCGGUUCGAUAGCCUCGGCGGUCUCAAGUCACAUUUGGACAACCAUUGGUUGGAGAAAUCAUUUAAGAAGAUAAACAUAGCAUAACAAACUGUUAAAAACUUUUGAGG